Molecule: messenger RNA, 2457 nt
Organism: Emys orbicularis (European pond turtle)
Lineage: Eukaryota; Metazoa; Chordata; Testudines; Emydidae
Gene: DCLK3
Product: doublecortin like kinase 3
Exons: 5
Coding region: 1-2457 (818 amino acids)
Biological process (GO): peptidyl-serine phosphorylation; intracellular signal transduction
Cellular component (GO): cytoplasm; nucleus
Molecular function (GO): ATP binding; protein kinase activity
Source: RefSeq, a predicted model, not a curated record
AUGCCCGCCGCGGCGCCUCCCCCGUUGCACCCCCCAGCGGGGCCCGCGGGCUCCUGCUGCCCCUACGCCCACCACCCGGGACACCGAGGCUUGUUUGACCACACUUUAAACAGCAUAAGCUCAAGGAUAACACAAAGGAGACUUCAAGGGACUUGUCCACCCAUCGGUCAUGGAAAUUUUGGAAAACCUUUCUUGGGUGCAAACAGUUAUAGUUCCCCAUUUUUAAACCCCAGGAAUGGUUUUCACACUAUCCAUUCAGAGAAUAGCCCCGUAAAGCCGAGGAUUGUUACAGUGGUGAAACCAAGUGGACACACACUCAGGAAGAUCACAUUGCUUCUGAACAGGCGAUCUGUCCAGACUUUUGAACAGCUGAUGGCUGAUAUAUCAGAAGCUCUGGGAUUUCCACGUUGGAAAAAUGAUCGUGUGAGAAAACUUUAUAACCUGAAAGGCAGAGAAAUAAGAAGUGUUUCUGAUUUCUUCAGAGACGGUGAUGCAUUCAUUGCUAUGGGAAGGGAGCAGUUGACUUUGAAGAACUUUGAAGUGGUAAUGCAAGAACUUUUUCCCAGUAGCCCAUAUGCUGUUGGUAUAAUUCAACAAAACUUGGAACAGUCCCAAAAACUUAAGAGCAGUCUGUGUGACAAAGCUGUGGAUAGUGGCUUUGAUGAGACAGAGAUUGCCAAGAACUGCAAUGAUGCCAUAUCUUCCCAACUAGGAGCCAGGCAUGAAGGAAAAAUUCAACCUAAGACCAGGCAAGAAGAAAAGGUGAGGGCCAAAAAAAAAUGGGGCAGAGAGAGUUGGGGCAGAGAGCAAGAUGUGAAGCCACCUAGAAAAGCCAGAGAAGGAGAAAGGUACUUUAAUCAAGAGAAAAGUCUUGAGAAUGAAACAGAAAAGAGUUCAGAUGAGAUAAUGAGAUGUGAGAAGUGUCAAAGGGAGAGACAGCUCAGGCAAAAACUACAAAGGGAAAGGCAGGCUGAUGUCUCAUUUGAGAGCAGAGACCUGAAUGUGGGAAUGUGUCAGAGAUAUAAUUUAGAAAGGAAUGUAAAAAUGAGGAAUUGCAGGAAGUCUUCAGAAAACUCUAUAGAAGGUGAGGAAGUUGAAUGGAAGGAUACUGGCUGUAGAAGGAGCUGGAAACCCUUACAAAGGAAUGUUAAUGAAGAGCUAGAAAACCAAAAAAGGAGUUUUGAGAAGGAAAGGGAUCCGGAAAGGCAUGAGAAUCAUGACAAAGAGUUAAUAAAGAUAAAGAAAAAUACUGUGGAAGCUCUGCAGGUGGCUCCUGAAGCAAAGAAAGAGAAUAGAAGCAGUUCCAGAAUUAAUCAAAGUUGUUGGCUAAUGAAGGACUAUCAAGGAGAUGCAGGGAAGCCCAUAAAAGCAAAGGGAGAGGGCAAAGAGGUGCGGAAGGCAAAAGAAGAAAGUGCUGUAGGGGAAGAGAAUGUAGUGCGUGGAGAGAAUGAAUCGACAAGGAUGAAAAAGAUGGGAGAACAUAAAGCCAACAAAGAUGAAAACAAGCCACAAGGAUUUGAAAGCACGAGGCUGAGGCAAAAUGUCCGUACUAGAGCUGAUGUGGAGAGCUAUUAUGAGAUAGGCAGAACCAUUGGGGAUGGAAACUUCGCUAUUGUGAAGGAGUGCCGGUGCUGCAACACCAAUCAGAACUAUGCCAUGAAAAUUGUUGAUAAGUCCAAGCUGAAGGGGAAGGAGGACAUGAUGGAAAAUGAAAUUUUGAUCAUUAAGAGCCUUUGUCAUCCCAACAUAGUGAGUUUGAUUGAGGUGUAUGAAACUGAGGCUGAGAUCUACCUAAUCCUGGAGUAUGUUCCAGGAGGGGACCUAUUUGAUGCAAUCAUAGAGAGCGUAAAGUUCACUGAGCACGAUGCUGCUCUCAUGAUAACUGAUCUGUGUGAGGCUCUAGUUUAUAUUCAUGGCAAGAACAUUGUCCACCGAGAUCUGAAACCAGAAAAUCUUCUGGUUCAGCAUAAUGCAGAUAAAUCUACUACGUUGAAAUUAGCAGAUUUUGGCCUUGCAAAGAAGGUUACAAAACCCAUAUUUACUGUGUGUGGAACACCAACAUAUGUUGCCCCUGAAAUACUUGCUGAGAAGGGCUAUGGACUGGAAGUAGACAUGUGGGCUACUGGUGUGAUACUCUAUAUUCUGCUGUGUGGCUUCCCUCCUUUCCGAAGUCAGGAGCGAGAUCAGGAAGAACUGUUUCAAAUCAUACAGCUGGGUCACUAUGAAUUCCUUUCACCAUACUGGGACAGUAUUUCGGGUGCAGCGAAAGAUCUGAUAACCAGGCUGUUGGUGAUAGAUCCUCAAAAGCGCUACACAGCUCAACAAGUUCUUCAGCACCCCUGGAUCAGAACAGCUGGAAAAACCAACAGCAGAAACCUGCAGAGGGAAGUGACAAUAAAUAUCGAGCGCCACUUUCGGAGCCAGCGCAGGAAGGGAGUUGUAGAUGACGACACAUGA